Molecule: messenger RNA, 878 nt
Organism: Olea europaea var. sylvestris
Lineage: Eukaryota; Viridiplantae; Streptophyta; Magnoliopsida; Lamiales; Oleaceae
Exons: 1
Coding region: 265-459 (64 amino acids)
Source: RefSeq, a predicted model, not a curated record
UCAGUCAAUCUGAACACGAAACUGCCCAUUAAUUGUGUGAAUUCUCUCUUCCUUGAAAUCAUCAAAUCAUUAAUCUCAACAGCUGCACACAUCAGAUUUCAGCAGCCCCACGCAACCGACCUACCCAACCCCCUUAAUUUUGAAUUGAAAACCCCACAAAAGUUUCAUAGUACUUAUACUUGAAACCAAAGAAAAACAAUCACUUUACAUAGAUAUUCUCCUCAGAUUCAAGAACCCAGUUUUUUGUGGGUUUUGAGGUGAAACAUGGCUAUUCAGUUGGAGAAUUUGGUGCAGUCUAUAAAGUCAAAGGUAAGAUCCUUAAAGAAAUCGAAGAAGCCUUAUGUAAAAAUGGACAAGAGUGCCAGUGUUAAGGUUGAAAUCCGCAGCAAAAAAGCUCGACAGCUCAUUGACAAGACUCUCAAGGUUGCUGAUCAUCCCGGAAAACGCAGUAUUUUUUAAAACUUUUAUAUCUCUCUCUAUUCUCUCUCUCUCACUCUCUAUACCUACAUCUAUUUAAAUAUGAGGAUCAUAUGAUGAAGAAGCAGCAAAUUUUGUGUUUUCAUUUAAUUAAGGAGUAGUGAUGUAUGGAGAUGGAAACACUAUCGAUGGUCGGAGUCCAGUGCUUUCAUUAAGUUGAUGGAAGAAAUAAAUGAUAUUUGGAAAUGAAAAGUUUUGUGGGAUUGAUAUUUUGUGGUUCAAUUUUCUUUGAGCAUGGUUAAUUGAAUCUUGAUUUGUUUCAAGUUAAUUUUUUCUUGCACGUUUGAUAUGUUGCCCGUUUGUCGAAGUUUCUGUUUUUGCUUAUACUUACUGUAUAGAAUAAUGCUAUUAGCACUCACUUAUUACAGGAGAUAUGUUAUUUGAUGCACGAUUCAAUAAAA